CCUGUCUGUGCAGUAUGAAAUGCAUGACGGGAACUUGGAGCCCUCGGAAGAGAGGGAGGGUUGUGUUUGGUGGCUGAGACAGAGAAAUCAUGAAGCGCUGAAGAUCGGGGAAAAUGCAAGCUCGAGGCAAUCAGGAUGCAUCACUACACACAGGAGAGCUGAAGUGGGUAGACUGACCCUUCCCAAGAAUAAAGAACCCCAAAUAACUGGAUGUCGUGAGAGGCUGUCUUUGGCACUGGUGCAAAGAUCCUAACCGUAUUCACUUAUCUGUCUUGCACAGUGGACCAAGGAUCAGGCUAUUCUAUUAUUAUGGAGUCAGUGAUGAAGCUCCAGAGGGUGCAGCUGAAAUGCAAGAACCUUCAUGAAUUCCUGCGGGGCCUCAGUCCUGGCAUCUUAGACCGGCUCUACAAUCAUCCUGCCACAUGUCUAGCAGUCUUUCGCGAGCUGCCAGGGCUGGCCAAGAACUAUGUCAUGCGGAUGCUUUUUCUGGAACAGCCCCUCCGUCAGGCCGCUGUAGCAUCGUGGGUAAAGAAGGAAUAUGCUAAGGAGCAGGAGGAGAGCUCAGAUGUCUUGCUAGGGCUGCGGAUCUGGCACACCCAGUUGCUCCCAGGUGGACUUCAAGGACUCUUCUUGAACCCAAUAUUUAAGGAGAACUUGCGCAUUGCCCUGCUGGGAGGAGGUAAGGCCUGGUCUGAUGACACUAGCCAGCUGGGCCCAGAUAAGCAUGCCCGGGAUGUCCCGUCUCUAGACAAGUAUGCUGAGGAGAGGUGGGAGGUCAUCCUGCAUUUCAUGGUGGGCUCUCCAAGCGCAGCAGUAAGCCAAGAUUUAGCUCAGCUGCUCAUUGAAGCUGGGCUAAUGAAGAGUACUGAAGCUGGAGAGCCGCCCUGCAUCACGUCUUCUGGCUUCCAGUUCCUCUUGCUGGAUACCUCAUCUCAGCUCUGGUACUUCAUGCUCCAGUAUCUCCAGUCAGCUGAGACCCGGGGCAUGGAUCUGGUGGAGAUUCUUUCCUUCCUCUUUCAGCUCAGCUUCUCCACUCUUGGCAAGGAUUAUUCUGUGGAAGGCAUGAGUGAGUCUCUGCUGAAUUUCCUUCAGCACCUCCGGGAAUUUGGCCUAGUCUUUCAGAGAAAGAGAAAAUCUAGGCGUUACUACCCGACCCGCCUAGCCAUCAACCUUUCCUCUGGCAUCUCUGGCAUCACGGUGGACACACAUAACCAGGGCUUUAUCGUUGUGGAGACCAACUACAGGAUCUAUGCGUACACAGAUUCUGAACUGCAGAUUGCACUCAUUGCCCUCUUUUCUGAGAUGCUCUAUCGCUUCCCCAACCUGGUAGUGGCUCAGGUCACCCGGGAGAGCGUGCAGCAAGCCAUCGCCAACGGCAUCGCAGCAGAUCAGAUCAUUCAUUUCUUGCGUACUAGAGCUCACUCUGUGAUGCUGAAACAGACCCCAGUGCUGCCUCCCACGAUCACAGAUCAGAUCCGGCUAUGGGAGCUAGAACGAGACAGACUCCGCUUCUCUGAGGGCGUCCUCUAUAACCAGUUCCUAUCCCAGGUUGACUUUGAGCUGCUGCGUGACCACGCGAAGGAACUUGGGGUCCUUGUCUUUGAGAACCCAGCCAAACGUCUCAUGGUGGUGACCCCUGCCGGCCACUCGGACGUCAAACGCUUCUGGAAGAGGCAGAAACACAGCUCCUGAGGGAGGGCAGGGAGGAGCCUGCACACCAAGAUCUCCGUUCUUGCACUUGCUGCUGGAAAGCAGGGGUGGUCGUGGUGAGGAUGUCAUUGCAUCCCUCUGCCCUUAACCUUGGAUGAGUACCGGAGACACAGAGAUGAAGCAGCAGCAGCAGAAGGCCUUGUAGGGGUUGCCUGAUAACUCCUCUCCAGUCAAGAACUGGUGAAGAAAUGUGGGGAAACUUCUGCAAGUUACAGUUCUUAACUGAUAAAGUAGCUAAAACUUGUUACCUGCCAGUAAUUCUCUGUGGAAGGGGAAGCUUUGCUAUUACAGUUUGGCUAAUGCUGGUAUGGAAUAGGUUAAGACAGCUAAAAACACCCAUUAAAAUAUUUUGGGCAACUGAACUUGGGUGGGCUUCACUGCCUACCCUUGGCCUAGUGAAUGGUGCAGAAAUGACCGGUGUUGCUGUAUUGCUAAAGUUUAGCCACUGUGUGGUCAAUCCCGUGGCUGGGGAAACCUCUUGCAGCCUCAAUUUACAAGAAGGGGAUACAAGUAUAAAAACAAAGGCUGCAAUCUUAACUGUGUCUACUCGGAAGUUAACAGACCUAGGAUUGCAGCCUUAGUUUUUUUUUUUUUUUUUAAAAAGUGCGGCCCUCCAAGUACUUAACAGAGUUGGAGGGUGGGGAGUUACUGCCCUGAGACAGCCUUCACCAACUUGGUGUCCUCCAACUGUUGUUGGACUACAACUCCCCAUCAUCUCUGACCGCUGGCCAUCCUGGCUGGGGCUGAUGGGAACUGUAGUCCAAAAUACCUGAAGGGUACCAGGAUGACAAAGGUUGCCCUAAAGUAUCCAUGAGGGGAGGAAAAGCUUUCAUCCAUCACGUGCUUAGGCUGCCGUUUGAGAUUAUACAGUGGAUGUAGGCAGGAUGUACAGAUAUAUUGCCACUCAUGCUGAGUUAGUCAUCAGUAGCCAGAGCUACUGUGUACCCCCCAGAGGCUCUUGUUCUAAGCCAGCUGUGGGAAACCUGUGACCUUCCAGAUGUUUGCUGGACUCUUAACUCCCAUCAGAUCCAGCUGGCACGGACAAUGGUUAGGGAUAAUGACAGCCAGAGUCCAGCAACAGCUGGAAGGCCGAGAUUCCCCAGCCCGGGUCUUAGUAGGUGUGUUUGUGGGGAUACAAUUCAAGAGCAUUUGUCUUCUACCCAUGUGUGGCAGAUCACUGACCUGAAAACAGUUCCCCCGGCUCUGCUUGUGUAUGUAGGAGAUUGCCGUAGCAACAUCACAUGCAACCUUCAGCUUCCACUUUCCGUUUUAUGGACAGGGUUGCAUUCAUUUUACGAACUGGACAUUGCCUCAAGCCCAGUUUCCCCCAUCGCUGCAAUUCUGUACUGGGUGGGUGGAGAGAGAGUGACUUCAUCUUGUUCUUGUACAUGUCAGACAGCUGUUAACAACCCCAAGCCUCUGUCUAUUAAAAAGGAAGCAGCCUAUCCCGGAGGUGCCUUCUCCUCCAGAGCCUUCUGCCACAAAUUGGUGAGGAAUACCCGGCCAAAAUUCCACAGCAAAUAGAUGAGGCUUGUUAGCAGAACCAUAGAGAUUCCACCAUUCUCCUGAGCCAGACUCCUAGACAAGAGGCAUUUAGGCACAAUCUCUUCCUAUCUUCUUCCUCUUUUAAGCUGGAGAAAAAGGAAGUAACGUAAUGGAGCCACCGCCAUCUUGGCAAGGGAGUCUGCUAUGGUUUCUCUCUAUGUGGAUGGUGCCACACGGUCACUUAUUCUUCCUUUAAACCUGCAUUGACUUUUAAAAAGUAACAGGGCUUGGAGUUGCAAAUGUUCAUUGGUCUUGUGAGCCAAUCAAGGUGUGUCCAGCUUGCCGAUCUAUCUGCAGCUGGUGAACCUUCUAAUUCUUGCCAUAUAACCCACAGAAAAAAACACAAUUUGUACCUGGCACCCUCAUCUUCUUUCUUCCCCAGUCUUUGAUGUAGUCACAGAAGUUAUGGCAGUGUGGAAAGCAAGUCUGAGAGGCUGGGGGUGCAAACGCAAAGCAAACGUAUUGUGAUUGAUGACUCUUUCAGCCUUCUCCAACCUGGUGCUCGUCAGAUAAUUUGGGCUAAAACUCCUGUCCUCCCUAACCAUCAGCCAUGCCAACUGGGGCUGAUAGGUGUUGCAGUCCCAAGCAGCUGGAGGGCACCAAGUUAGGGAAUGCUGUUCUCCUGGACAUAUAGACUGGUUUCUAUCAGAUGCAGGGUGUCAGUGUUGAUCUGGAACAGGCUUGUGCCACUUAAAUGGGAAUUUAUAAACUGGAUCAAGCAAUGUACUAGUGUUAGAUCGGGUUUGUAGAUAGCCUUUUUGUACUUUUGUAUGUAUUGUGACAGAAAUAUCAAUAAAAUGCUGCAUCGGAA
This is a messenger RNA of Rhineura floridana, 4066 nucleotides long. RefSeq names its product general transcription factor IIH subunit 4 (gene GTF2H4). NCBI's taxonomy places the organism in Eukaryota, Metazoa, Chordata, Lepidosauria, Squamata, Rhineuridae. The record is from RefSeq and is a predicted model, not a curated record. Gene Ontology annotation, biological process: nucleotide-excision repair. Gene Ontology annotation, molecular function: double-stranded DNA binding; ATPase activator activity. The transcript is spliced from 16 exons. Gene Ontology annotation, cellular component: transcription factor TFIIH core complex; transcription factor TFIIH holo complex. Bases 310 to 1692 code for a protein of 460 amino acids.